GCAUGUACAGUUACCAAGAAAGUUGUGUUUAGAGUUGAAUCAGACUAGUCAACACGAGGGGCUUGCUGCAAAAAAUCCUAACGGACUGGUGACAACAUACUCUCAAAACUGCUGUGUGCAUUCCUUUUUCAAAUUGGCAUUUUAAAUGGGUGAUAUUAAUUGAUUGUCUGAAAACGUUUGAAGUUUGGUUGAAUUGCCAAUGCAUGCUGGUUACAUUUUUAAUAAGGCCAUAGAAACUGUUUGCUUUCCUGAAGCAUCAGGCAAUUGUGAGAGUAAGCCCCUUCUCCUCCAACAAAACCUGUUAUGCCCUCAUUGCUGUAGAUCAACUUAUGAAUCAUAAACUGUGUGUUAUAAUGGCCAUUGUCAGAUUAGAUCACUCUAUUUUCCUAUUUUUGCAGUUUCAGAGUUUCAGCCUGCAGAUGUGGACCACAGGGCUGGAACAAACCAUGUUGUUUGCUCUUGUUCUUGGACGUUGGCUCAUGCCACGAGGCAACAUGACACGUGAUCAGCUCUCUGCACUGCUUAUGGUAGAUGUUGGUCUAGGCGCAGACAUUCUGGAACUUUUUGACCCUUUUAAAGAGCCUGGUGUAAAGUUGAAGAAGGUAGUGGUGGUUAUGGGUCUUGUUGUAUUCAGCUGGGCUUUCCUGCAAUUUCCCUUGGUUUUGACCCAGAAGGAGUUUUCUGUUUCCACUUCAUCCAAGAAGACAACAGAGUGUUUACAGUGGUGCUGCACUAGUGAAACCUUGAGCUUGUUAGUCACUCUUUGUAUGCUGGACGGACCCUUCUUUCUCUACCGCAUCUCCAUGCUGGUGUUGGCAAAGAUGAGGAGUCAGAUGAUGCUAUACUUUGUCUGCAAGAACUUCCUCACAGUGGUCUUUGUCAUCUAUAGACUUAUUAUGAUGGUGAGGGAAAAGAGAAAAAGAGUGGACGCAUUCACCACAGCAAACCUCCCCAUAGACUCUGACCAACAGAGUGAAGAGGUGUGGACUGCAGGCACAGAGCAGUCACUAGAGCUCGGCCUCUGGCUGCUGUCUGAUGGCGAUCAAACCUGUUCCACUAGAGAUCUGCUUGGGAAGGAAUACCAAUGAACACUCUAAUCCCAAGGGUCAGAAUCAAAUGCUAGGAAAACAAAUGGAUACUCUACUAGAGUUGAGUUCUUUCUGAGAAAGAAACCAUGGAAUUGAGGUCAAGGAGAAUCUGAUUGUGGCUAGAUGGAGUAGUAAAGGGAAAUUUUGGAGGGGUUCAAAGAUGAGAAAAGCUCUUAACAA
Molecule: messenger RNA, 1268 nt
Organism: Erpetoichthys calabaricus (reedfish)
Lineage: Eukaryota; Metazoa; Chordata; Cladistia; Polypteriformes; Polypteridae
Product: transmembrane protein 26-like
Exons: 3
Coding region: 330-1088 (252 amino acids)
Source: RefSeq, a predicted model, not a curated record